AUGGCCAAUCUACGGAGCUUUCUCUUGCUCCUGCUGUUAGCGCUGGUUACAUUUGCUUUGCUUAGCAGCGCCACGGCUAAGCAGCAAAAAAAGCAGCAGCGUCCCAAGCCUGUCAAUCCACACAGACGUCCCAGGCCACAGCAGGCACAAAGGCCGCUGAAACAGAAGCCGCAACAGAAUACGCUCAAUGCCAAGAUAUUCACCACCACGCUGCCUGGCUUGGGCAAGAUACGUGGACGCAGCUUGCUCAGCGAAUGGACAGGUCAAAGCAUUAUGCAGUUCCUCGAUGUGCCCUAUGGCCAGGCGGAGCGUUUCAAGGCUGCCCAACCAAUAACACCUUGGAAGGGCAUACUACAGGCGCAUCGCAGUCAUGCGGGCUGCCCCUCCAUACAAAGUCUGCUGCAGUUUGCCAAGCUAGAGGAGAACGGCAUUGAUGUGGAGGACUGUCUGCGUCUCACAGUCAGCACCAAGUCGCUGGAGGGCAAACUGGCGCCUGUUAUGGUCUAUGUGCAUGGCGACUUCUUCUAUGAUGGCGACAGCUUGGAGGCUGCUCCUGGCUAUUUGCUGGAGCAUGAUGUGGUUUUGGUUUCGGUGCGCUAUCGUCUUGGUCCGUUCGGCUUUCUGUCUACGCUCAGCGAGGAGAUUCCCGGCAAUGCCGCCGUCACAGAUCUAAUACAAUCACUGCACUGGAUUCAAAAGCACAUUGCUGCCUUCGGCGGUGAUCCAGAGCGUGUGACACUCUUUGGUCAAGUGGGUGGCGCUGCGUUGGUCAAUGUGCUGACGCUCAGUCCCCUGGCUGAAGGACUCUUCCAUCGCGUCAUCUAUCAGUCCGGCACAGCGCUGUCGCCUGCCUUCAUUACGGACUCGCCCAUGCCGGCCACCAAGGAAAUCGCACGCAUUGCUGGCUGCAAGCAGAGCAAACUGGAGUCACUGCACAAGUGCCUGAAUCGUCUGAACUCCACCAUGUUGUUGGCUGCCUUCAGUGUGCAUGGCGAGAAGAAGCUGAUGAACUCGGGCGCUUUUGGUGGCGUGCAGCUGGUCAUUGGUGGACCUUCGGGCAUACUGCCAGAGCACCCAGGACGACUGCUGGCGGCCGAGAAGUUCCAGGCAUAUCCCACCAUGGGCGGCAGCGUCAAGCAUGGCGGCACCUUUAUGAUGAGAGACAUAUUCGUCGAGAGCUUCAAUGAGAGCACCUCGGAUGCAAAGCUGAGCGGCGCUCAAUAUAUUGAGACGAUUAUUGCGCAGACCAAUGGCGCUGAUCCCACAAACUCUUGGCGUGAAUUUGCCAAAGAGUACAUCUUCAGCGAGGCGGACAUCAAGCAGGGCAGCUUCAAGCGCCUCACACCAGGACUCAUUGAUUUGUGCAGCACAAUUGCCAUGAAGAAUCCCGUGCUGCUUAUGCUGCAGGCAAAUGCCAAGAAGCUGCCCAACAGCACCUACCUGUACAGCUUUGACUACGAGGGCGAGCUCAAUCGUUAUGCCACCAGCGAUGAGGAGGCCAUCGAUGUGCCCUUCGACAUGGGCGUCAGUCUCACCGAUGAGAAUCUCUAUCUGUUCCCCUGGCCACGCAUGCACAUGCUCAAUGCCAAUCGCGAUGUCAAGAUUGCCAAGCGCAUGUCGGCGCUCUGGACCUCCUUUGCUGCCACUGGUGUACCCAAGGCGCCCGGCCUGCCCGCCUGGCCCGCAAUGAGCGAUGAGACGGGCCCCUAUAUGCGCAUCGAUCGCACUGUCAGCUUUGGCGACAACUAUUUGGAUGAGUACAGCGUUGCUGUGCGCGAAGCUAAGCUGGGCUACAGCUUGGUCAACGAUGACUACUACGAACUGGAGGCUGUACUCAACGAUGCCAUCAAAAAACAAGGCAUCCUAGAGGAGGAGGAGGAAGAGGCAGAUGAGAAUGAGCACAGCGAACAGGAAUCAGAUAAUGCCCAGCCGCUGCAGAGCAAUGAAGACACUGAGACUAAUGAAGGUCGUGGCAAGCAGCUCGUUUACAUAGCCAGAAGGAAAUCAUAUUAA
Messenger RNA from Drosophila busckii, 2013 nucleotides. Its product is annotated as glutactin. Lineage: Eukaryota; Metazoa; Arthropoda; Insecta; Diptera; Drosophilidae. The record is from RefSeq and is a predicted model, not a curated record. The transcript has 4 exons. The coding region runs from base 1 to 2013 and encodes 670 amino acids.